Messenger RNA from Nicotiana tabacum (common tobacco), 1453 nucleotides. Its product is annotated as mRNA-decapping enzyme-like protein. Gene Ontology annotation, biological process: positive regulation of catalytic activity; deadenylation-dependent decapping of nuclear-transcribed mRNA; deadenylation-independent decapping of nuclear-transcribed mRNA. The record is from RefSeq and is a predicted model, not a curated record. Lineage: Eukaryota; Viridiplantae; Streptophyta; Magnoliopsida; Solanales; Solanaceae. Gene Ontology annotation, cellular component: P-body. Gene Ontology annotation, molecular function: enzyme activator activity; mRNA binding.
UAAAAUUAAUAUACAGUAAACAGAGCCCUCAAUUUGGGAUCAAUUCUAGGGUUUCUCCACACACACACACAGUAAUAAUGUCUACGAACGGGAAAUUAAUGCCGAAUUUGGACCAAAACAGCACAAAGCUCCUUAAUUUAACCGUUCUUCAGCGUAUCGAUGCUUUCGUUGAAGAAAUAUUAAUCACUGCAGCUCAUGUUACUUUCUACGCUUUCAAUAUCGAUAAUAGCCAAUGGAGUCGAAAGGAUGUGGAAGGAUCUUUGUUUGUUGUGAAGAGGAGUGCUCAACCUCGGUUUCAGUUCAUUGUUAUGAACCGCAGAAAUACGGAUAAUUUGGUGGAGGAUCUCUUGGGUGAUUUUGAGUUCGAGGUCCAGGUCCCAUAUUUAUUAUAUCGAAAUCCUUCCCAAGAAGUAAAUGGGAUAUGGUUUUAUAAUUCACGUGAAUGUGAAGAAGUUGCAAAUCUCUUUAACAGGAUAUUGAGUGCUUAUUCCAAGGUGCCUACCAAGUUCAAACUACCAUCAAACAGGAGUGAAUUUGGGGAGCUGGAAGCAUCUCCAAGCAUGUCGGUAAUUGAUGGUCCCCUGGAGCCAUCUUCAUCUACUACAUCGAAUACUGCGGAUGUCCCAGAUGAUCGUUCUUUUGUGAAUUUCUUCAGUACUGCUAUGAGAAUUGGGAGUGCUCCAAAUGUUGCAGUUCAGGGACAGCCGUACGACUCAUCUGCAACAGUCCUUCCUCCUCCUCGUCCUCCUGCUGCUGUACCUCCCUCUUCAGCACCUGCACUGCCUCCAUCUCCUCCUCUUUCUACAUCUUUCCCUUUGAUGCCUACCCUUGAUGCUUCCGAACCAGACGCCAGUGCUAGAAGGUCUUCAAAUCUAGUGAAACCAUCAUCAUUCUUUGGUCCUCCUCCUUCCUCUUCUCCACUGAUACCUCCUGUUUCUUCAACUGUGCCUACUGCUCCACCACUUCACCCCCCUGGGAAUCUACAACGCCCUCACGGAGCUCCUUUGCUUCAACCAUUUCCUCCCCCCACUCCUCCGCCAUUUCUCACUCCAACUUCUGCUCCUAGCCCAAACAAUGGACCUGUUAUUAACAGAGGCAAAGUGCGUGAGGCACUUUUGAUGCUUGUUCAAGAUGAUCAAUUCAUUGACACGGUGUAUCGCGCUAUUUCCAAUACUCAUCAUACAUGAUAAACAGAGGAACUGCCUCACUUGUUGAAAUCUCAUUAAAACAAUGUUACUGGCAGAAAGAUGGCUUCGAGCGUCUGUCUAUCGGGUUCCUUCUGUUUAUAAUAUCUUUGAGACCCAUUUUGUAUAGUAGUAUUAGACUAUUAGUCAGUUUACUUGUUCAGAUUUGUAAUUUACCUUAUAUGCAAUGUCUGGUUUUACUAGUCAGUUAUGUUCUUGAGCUUUAUGUUCAUUAAAUAAUAGGCAAUCAUGCGGACUGUGUACUUGCA